Pyrus x bretschneideri (Chinese white pear) is the source of this 1356-nucleotide messenger RNA. Its product is annotated as CASP-like protein 1F2. Lineage: Eukaryota; Viridiplantae; Streptophyta; Magnoliopsida; Rosales; Rosaceae. The record is from RefSeq and is a predicted model, not a curated record. Bases 228 to 794 code for a protein of 188 amino acids. The transcript is spliced from 3 exons.
UUCCUUUUUCCGUUCCAGUUAGGUUGGACUCACUUAUUACCAUCUCUAGAACCCUCAGAUCGCAAUUCACCGUUGGAUUUUCUCCUCCUUGCUCUUUGACAACCGUCCAUCGCAAUCCCUUUUUCCCUGGCUUUUUUUUAUGUUGCCAAAGGCUUCUUCCACAUUUGAUAAAAAGAUUCUUUUACAUUUUCUGCUGUAUUUAGUCAAACAACCCAUCAUCAAAUCGAAUGGCUUCAGAGACGCCGAAAGAGAAUAGCUUCUCCGUCCUCCGCGUCACUUCUUCAGGCGUACCACAGCGGAGGAUGUCUUUGUUGACCGCUCAAGUUGCUCUCAGAAUCUCAGCCUUUGUCUUCACACUCAUCGCCAUCUCCGUUACAGUCACCAACAGCCAAUCCGUCGUCGUGUUCGGAUUCAAGUUCGAAGCUCACUACUCCUACUCAACUGCCUUCAAGUUCUUGGUUGGUGCUAAUGUUGUGGUGUGUGCCUUCUCAGUGCUCUCAUUGAUCUUCCUAUCCUUCUUCUUGCGCCGUUCUCCGUCUCAACACCUCAAAAACUAUUUCGUUCUCUUCAUGCACGACACGGUGAUGAUGGUGAUGAUGAUAUCCGGAUGCGCAGCCGCGACCGCAAUCGGGUACGUGGGGAAGUAUGGGGAGAAGAAAAUGACUUGGCAGCCAACGUGCGGUUAUGUGAAGGAGUUCUGCAACAAAAUGACCAUUUCUCUUGCGUUUUCUUACCUGGCUUUCUCUGCCUACUUGCUUCUCACUCUCACAGCUGCUCAUAAUCUCAUGCCUUGACCUACUAAAUGAACUCAGCAAUACAAAUUACAGGAGAUCUAUCCCAUCAUCCAAAAACGACAUCGGAAAUCUCAGAAUAGUGGUGGUGGUGGGGUGUUGAAUUGAUCAAUUUGCUAUUGCGUUUUUAGCAUUUGGGACCUAUGCAAAGUUGUGCUGCAUAUGCAUAUGUUUUCUUAACGGUUUAGUUUACAUAUUACCCCUGUAGCAAUUAUGGGCCCGUUAGUCGUAUUUAUUUGUACUAAUUGUCUCCUUGAUGGUUGAGGAAAUGGUGGCUUCUUUGGAUUAGGAGAUGUUGCAGAAAGUAUUUAUCUGUAACGGGACGCAAAUGUGGAAGCGCCCCAUUGUUUGGGUCCAGUUGUAGGUAAGUUCUUCUCGUUUCUUUUCAAUUUUGAAGGGAGGACAUUUGAUAGGGUCGUUGACAACUUAAGAAAAUAUGUGGGGGCAGUAUUUAAUUUCAUUGGUACUUGGAUUGCAAUUAGGUAUUUUGUCAUCAAUUAGUUGUGUAACAAAAGGACAUGCCAUUUAAUUCAACAAGCUUGUCACCAAAUGAUGACCCUUUUUA